Messenger RNA from Myripristis murdjan (pinecone soldierfish), 1702 nucleotides. RefSeq names its product apolipoprotein O, b (gene apoob). The record is from RefSeq and is a predicted model, not a curated record. NCBI's taxonomy places the organism in Eukaryota, Metazoa, Chordata, Actinopteri, Holocentriformes, Holocentridae. The coding region runs from base 57 to 722 and encodes 221 amino acids. Gene Ontology annotation, biological process: cristae formation. Gene Ontology annotation, cellular component: MICOS complex. The transcript is spliced from 9 exons.
UAAAAUUUGUCCUUCCACUGUUGCCGUAGAGAAACGCACUUCAAACCCGGACUGAAAUGUCACUUCACAAACUGGUGUCGCUGUCCGUCGCAGCUCCGGGGCUCAUGGCCGUGAUGGGCGGCACGGUGCACGCCGCCACGGAGGGCAAGAAGAAGAACACAGUGCCAGCUCUCCUGAGCAUUGACCAGCUGCCGUCUCUGUACACCAGUCCGGACACAGAGCCUCAGCAUGUGGAACCGGAGGCGGGGCCGGUGGAGAGGGGCGUGGCCUCCCUGAGGAAGUUGGCCGAGCCUUACACAAACAAAUGUCAGCAAACAUGUCAGACUGCGUUGGAGAAAGCCGAGAAGGUUUACAGGACGGCAGAGCCCACCAUCAGCGCCACCGUCACGACGGUCACAGACGUCUAUCAGUUCAUCAGCGACCCGCCGCCUGACCUCUACCCCAGCGUCGGGGUCAUCGGCUUCUCCGGCUUCCUGGGACUUUAUCUGGCCAAAGGCUCCAGGGUGAAGAGGCUGGUUUUUCCUGUAGGACUGAUGGUGCUCAGUGCCUCCAUGUUUUACCCUCAACAGGCUGCCUCCUUAUUCAAGGUGAGCCGGGACUCGGCGUACGGCUGGGCUCAGCAGGGCCGCGCCGCCGUCGAGACGCUGUGGAAAGAGCCGCCGUUCGGCAAAAAGAAGGCCGAGAAGAAAGAACGGGCAGAGAGCAACAGUGCAGACAGCUGAAACACACACACACACACACACACGCCAUCUCUAUCUGAUCUGAUCAUGACUUAACGCUUAGCAGGAAUACAGACACCCACACUGUGCUGCUCUUGUAUCUGAACUGUCUGCACAUCUCUCUCUCACACACACACACACACACACACACACACACCACUGUGCCAUAGAUAAAGUUUUCCAACCUUGGUAUUAAAAGAUGAAUUUUACAGUCACUCCUGGAAGAAAAUCCCGUCCCUUUAGACGACCUCAGCGCCUCCAGAGAAGGACCAAGCCGUUUGAUUUUCAGCGUUAACGAGUAAAGAUGGCGGCACAGCGCAGGAAACACAUCAUCCGUAAUCACCUGUAGGUUCAACACACAUCUCUUCACUCACACCGACCUCCUUAUUUAUUCGUUAGAGCUGCACCAGGCAACGUAGCUCUUGUGUUUUCUGAGCUUCAAAAACCCAGAAUUGCUGCCCUGCGAGGAAACACGGCAGCGGCUUUUUAUUUUUGUGCUUUCCAAAUGUCGCGACUGAAGUUUAGAAAUUCAUUUGGCAAAAGUUAGAGGCGUAGGUGCAGCUCAUCACUGUGUAUUAUGAUCCGUUUCUGUACCGAGAAUAGUUUUGCCAGGAGGUAAUGAAGACCAAGAUGGCUGUUUUUUUUUUUUCCUUAGGCUUGCCUGGUGCAACUUUGUUUUUUGAUUCUUGAUAAUGUAAGAAGAACAUUUGGUGCCAUGAUGUGUUUUGUUGCUUUGACCCGUUCAGACAUUCCCUUUGACUUCCCCAGAGGUUCUCUUAAUAUCGAUUCAGGUUGCAGCCAAAUGAAUGCUAUAACUAUGCUGCCAUAACGGGCAAAAGUUGUGUGUUAACGAGCUCGACUGACUUGAGUGUGAAUUGUGAUAAUUAUGAUGUUUGUCCAUGUCCAAUAAUGCACUGUACAUAUACCUAUAUAUAUCUAUAUAUAUAUGAUGUUUUGUCCCAAUAAAAUGUAAUCUAACCUCA